AUGGAACAAUUCUCUCAAGUUGCGGCAUUAGAAGACAAAUCAGUUAACCCAGGUUAUUAUGGCACGGUCGGUUCUGGCCGGCUAUGUUCGUUUUCCGACCAUUUCCUUGUCGCCGGAUUCCGGUCGGAAUCCGACGGCAAGGAACCUGCUGGAAUCUGCGAAAACUGUGCCGGAAUCAAGAAGAGCUGUACUGAAUUCGACUCAGAUUCCAACGGAUCCAGUCACCGGAAUGAUCGACCUGGGAUUCGAUGCUUUCGUACCAAUCACAUGAAGGUUAAACUAUCGGAUACGGGUUUCUUCGAGAAUGUGAACAAACAAGCCAAUUUGUUUUAUCAUGGAACAAUAUCGGAAUACACUACUCAAAUAUUAGAAUCCGGCAUUCCAGGUGACGAUUCGUUUAUCUCAAGCGAUUUUGGACCAGGAUAUUAUCUUAAUACAUCUUUUACGGAUGCUCGAGACUGGUUGUUGAAGCGGAUUCGUGGUGUUGAUACAAAAUUAGAUGCAGUUUUCAUCUACAAAAUUGAUAUGAACCAAUUUAACAUUUGGAAUUUGUCAUCGCAUGGAGAACAUGAUGACAAUGACGCAUUGUUGAAUGAAUGGCGAAAACUGAUAAAGCUUUGCCGACAAAAGAAACGCCCGUUUCAAUUAAUUUACCAAUACGAUGGUGUAUUUGACUCUCAAUGCGCAAAUCCAGCAGAUAUGUUUUAUUUGCAAAAAGAACCACGCAUUCGAAGAAUUCAAUCAUCUGAAGCAAAACAACUGUGCGUGUCUUCAUCAAAAUUAAAAUCAAAACUCUAUCGUGACUUACUGGAGGCAAUAGAUAUUUUGGAUCCAAGCACCAGUAAUUAA
Adineta ricciae is the source of this 849-nucleotide messenger RNA. The record is from the annotation of a GenBank genome assembly. NCBI's taxonomy places the organism in Eukaryota, Metazoa, Rotifera, Eurotatoria, Adinetida, Adinetidae.